CCCCAUCAGCUCUGGGCUGUCCCCACUGCUCGCCUGAUUCCCCUGCAGGACACGCCAGAGAAGUCUCGGUGCGCACUCGCGGCCGCCGCUAGGAGUGUGGAACAGCUGGGCGGGGAGGAAACGUCUCAGAAUGGGUGGGGGAGAACAGGUGGCGCAGGAACCCAGCAGUGUAGGUGUGUUGGGAUGGAGGACAGCGGGGCAGGGCCAGGACCGGCCGGGGUCAGGAGGGCGGAGAACGGCGAUCGCAGAGGAGGAACACCUGAAGGCUUGGGGCAGGAGCCAGGAACAAAUGAGACCCCGGACCCCUAACCCCCGAUGAGAUGCAAGCGGCCAAAGGGAAAAGGGAAGAAAGUCCACUGAGGGGGAGGCGCACUCCACGAGUGCGGAGUAUCCUAGGAAAGAAAGUGGUGGGUUUCUUCCCAUCGUUCAGUCUCCCGAGAGAAAAAGACUCCUGUUUUUGGAUCCACUUGAGAUGUGUAGCUGCGAAAACCUAGUGAGAUAAAUACCGCCUUAUUAAACUCUACUGUUCUAUAUGAAAUUCAUUUCUUCGCAAGUUACCCCUUCCCUUUUUGAGGAGUUUUCAUCAAGUACAGCCUAACCCAGGUGUCCCACGGUGAAAGACCGGUGAAGACGAGGAUCCUGGGGAAGGCCCGCUCAGAACAGCUCAGCCCCCAACGGGUCUGGCUGUAAGUCGAAAAAAGGCCUGACCCUGGCCCCGAGAAGGGCAGUGACUAGAACAGGAAAGCAAUAGAAGAACUGCUAAAGGAGGCAAAACGUGGGAAAACUAGAGCAGAAACAAUGGGACCUAUGGGUUGGAUGAAGUGUCCUCUUGCAGGUACAAAUAAAAGAUUCCUAAUUAACACAAUUAAGAACACAUUGCCCUCCCAUAAAGAGCAAGACAACGAACAAAAAGAGGGUACUAAGGAAGCUGCAAAAAGCCAGGACCAGAAAGAAGCGAACCCCAAGAAGCAUAGAAGCCAUCCCUACAAGCACAGCCUGCACGCCCGCGGCUCUGUGGGCUACUCUCCUCCGGGGAAGCGGGGUUCCCGGGACAAGUGCGACUCACGUCCCAGCAGGCACUGAGGCUGUGGUCCUGGGAUUAGGGUGCGAAAGCACGGUUCACAUGAGCAGGGCAAACACUGAGAGUGACUUUACCCCUAGGUCCUAUUUGUAAGGUGGCUGUUGGUGACCAGCAUAUAAUGACCUCUUGACUCUUCAAAGAAGCAAGUACAAAGAAACUUGCUCUGAAGACGUCUUGGCAAGUGUGGCUUCUUCAGCAGUGUAGUAUACAUUUAUGUUGUUUUCACCCUGUUUUGUUUGGAAGUUAAUUUUAAAACAAAUCUACAGUUUAAAGUUUUCAAAUUGUUAAAACUGGUCCCAGUUUUCUGAUGUGCUACAGUUUGGUCAUUUCUCAAAAUUUCUCAAAUA
Molecule: messenger RNA, 1428 nt
Organism: Fukomys damarensis (Damara mole-rat)
Lineage: Eukaryota; Metazoa; Chordata; Mammalia; Rodentia; Bathyergidae
Product: protein POLR1D-like
Exons: 3
Coding region: 799-1083 (94 amino acids)
Source: RefSeq, a predicted model, not a curated record